AAUAAAACCUGUUGAUGCUCACAGUUUACUGUCCAGUCUUUCAGGAGUCAAGACCGCACACUAGCCUCUCUCCUCACUAAGGAUACAUCAUGUCACAAAGCAAGGUUACAAAAUUCGAGAUGAAGGGCAUCCUUAAGGAGAAGACUCUUAAGCUCCAUUGCUCUAAAUUGAAAUUUGAGAGCACAGCCCAGAGCAAUUCCAUCGGAGCCGUGCGAUGGACCCUCCCCGAGGAGAAUGUGCAAGCCCAUAGCUCUGUUCCCAGCAGCCACUUAAAGAGCACCACCAGCUCCACCCGUCCACAGCACACCAGGCAGCAGGGCCUUCAGGAUCUGCGGAGUUUGGAGGAGUGUGUGAGAUUCAUAAAUCACUGGAAGGAGGAGGUUGUGCGUGUCUGCAAGAGUGGCAACAAGGCAGGCGAGGGCACCAGUAAGGAGGAAGCCAGCUUCGCACCCAAUGCUGACCCACGUGCUGUGCGCAGCCUUGAGGAGAGCCGGAAACUCAUCUUGCAGUGGGCAGACGAGCUCAAAAACGUGGAUAUGCUUUUUAAGCAGUGUCCUUGGAGGCAUGAGAGGCGUGAGCUCCAGGAAACAGAGAGCAAAGAUGAAAAUGAAGACCACAAUGAACUGGUGAAACAGACAGUCAUGGAAUGGGCCAAGGAGCUGCACAGUGUGUCAGAGAGCUGCGGGGUGCCAGGGGAAGAGCUGGCUCAGAUGCUGCGCAUGCUUGGACUGAGGAAGAAGAGGCUGGGAAGCCUCCUUCCUCUUCUAGAGUUCAUCACCUGGUCCCUGCUGAAAGAGGACAGCAAGGACAUUGUCCCCCAGCUGUGGCUGUCAGCCAAACAACGCACCUGGAAAGCAGGGACCCCCAGAUACAUCCCAAAUUCAGUUUGGAGCUGGAUCACAAGUGCCGCAGCUGACGUGACUCUGGAUCCCAUGACCAACCACCCUUGGCUGCUGUUGUCCGAUGACUGCAAGAAGGUGCAGGAGGCCUUGUCCGAGAGGGACGUGGCUCCCAGCACGCAGCGCUUCGAUGUCUGGCCCUGCGUUCUUGGCUGGGAGGGCUUCUCCUGUGGCCGCCACUACUGGGAGGUGGACCUGGCCAACAAUGGCUACUGGAGGGUGGGGCUGACGACUGCCACAUCCAAGAGGUGUGGUCGCUUCCCCAUGGCCCCGCCACAGGGCUACUGGACCCUGUGGCGCAGCACCCGACAGUUCUACGCCUGCACCAAGCCCGAGACGCCACUCCCCGUGGGACUAGUCCCGCGUAAGUUGGGUGUCUACCUCGACUAUGAGGAAGGCCAAAUCUCUUUCUACAACGUGGAGAACAAGUCCCACAUCUACACCUUCUCUGCCACUUUCAAGGGGAAGCUAUACCCUCUAUUUGCCCCACUGGAUGGCCGAACUCUCAUCACGGUCUCCUCUCCAAAAUCUGUCGCUGAGUUCUAAAGACCCCCCCCCCCCACUCCCAACCAUAGCACACCCUCCCUUUUACACACACACAC
Molecule: messenger RNA, 1501 nt
Organism: Anguilla rostrata (American eel)
Lineage: Eukaryota; Metazoa; Chordata; Actinopteri; Anguilliformes; Anguillidae
Product: butyrophilin subfamily 1 member A1
Exons: 11
Coding region: 90-1445 (451 amino acids)
Biological process (GO): protein ubiquitination
Cellular component (GO): cytoplasm
Molecular function (GO): protein binding; ubiquitin protein ligase activity
Source: RefSeq, a predicted model, not a curated record